Molecule: messenger RNA, 5738 nt
Organism: Calypte anna (Anna's hummingbird)
Lineage: Eukaryota; Metazoa; Chordata; Aves; Apodiformes; Trochilidae
Product: multidrug resistance-associated protein 6
Exons: 31
Coding region: 58-4596 (1512 amino acids)
Biological process (GO): transmembrane transport
Cellular component (GO): membrane
Molecular function (GO): ABC-type transporter activity; ATP binding; ATP hydrolysis activity
Source: RefSeq, a predicted model, not a curated record
ACCGCCUGCCGCGCUGGGACACCCGCCCGCCCCUCUGUGGGAGUCCGGGCGGGCGGCAUGGCGGCGAGCGGGCAGCUCUGCGGCUCCCGGGAGGGCUCCGCUGGGCUCUGGGACUGGAACCAGACAUGGUAUACAAACACCCCACGAUUUACCUGGUGCUUUGAGAAUACAGUCAUUGCUUGGAUCCCUUGUGCCUAUCUUUGGAUAUGUUUUCCUUUCUACUACUUGUAUCUUCGACACAAAAAUAAAGGCUAUAUCAGGAUGUCCUACAUCUUCAAAACCAAAAUGGUCCUUGGAUUCAUCCUGGUAAUACUGUGUUUUUCUAAAGUCUUCUUUGUACUAUGGGAAAUAAGCCAAGGAAUCUCACGGGAUCCAGCAUUCUUCAUUAGUCCUGCUGUGGUGGGAAUCACAAUGAUCCUUGCCAUAUUCCUUACCCAUGCAGAAAGAAUGAUGGGUAUCCAGUCUUCAGGCAUCCUGUUGAUUUACUGGCUGCUGUCAUUUGUGGCUGCAGUUGUGAUGUUUAGUUCCAAAGUCCAACAUGCCCUGGAAAGAGGCUUCAUGAAAGACCAUUUUCACUACGUUACAACUUACCUUCAUACUAGCCUGGUGCUGGGAGAACUUGUGUUAUUUUGCUUAGUUGAUCAGCCUCCCUUCUUCUCUAAAGGUGUCACCAAUCCUAAUCAGUGUCCAGAAGCCAGCACUUCUUUUCUUUCCAAAAUCACAUACUGGUGGUUCUCUGGGCUUCUCUGGAGAGGCUGUCAGCAGCCCUUGGGAGUGGAUGACUUGUGGCCAGUGAGGAAAGAGGACUCCUCUGAAGAAAUUGUUGCCUGGGCUGAGAGAGAGUGGAAGAAGUGUCACAGUGGCACUCAGCAAAAAGUGGAAUCUGCUACAUUUAAAAAGAGUCAGAAGAGUGAAACUGGCAAAGCAGAAGCUGAAGAGACAGAGGUUCUACUGCAGUCAGAGCACAGUCAGAGCAGGCCCUUAAUGAAAGUGUUUUGGAGCAUGUUUGGGACCUAUUUCCUUCUCAGCACUGUCUGCUUAAUUAUCUGUGAUAUCUUCUUGUUCUCCAUCCCAAAGUUACUGAGUCUUUUCCUGGAGUUCAUUGAAGAUCAAGAAGUACCCAGCUGGCAUGGUUAUUUCUAUGCCUUCACUAUGUUCCUUUUGGCUUGUCUCCAGACCCUGUUUGAACAACGUUAUAUGUACAUGUGUGUUGUUUUGGGCUUGAGACUGAAAACUGCAGUAACAGGCCUUGUGUACAGGAAGAUCCUAGUUAUGUCAAAUGCAUCAAGGAAAGCAGCAACAGUGGGUGAAAUAAUUAAUUUGGUAUCUGUUGAUGUCCAGAAGCUAAUGGACCUGAUUAUCUACUUUAAUGGGAUCUGGCUUGCUCCCAUUCGAAUUAUUAUCUGCUUUGUCUUCUUGUGGCAGCUUCUGGGGCCAUCUGCCUUGACUUCAAUUGCUGUAUUCCUUUUUCUUUUGCCUCUGAAUUUUGUGAUCACUAAGAAGAGGAGUCAAUUUCAGGAGGCCCAAAUGAAACAUAAAGAUGAGCGGGCUAAACUCACCAGUGCCAUUCUGAGUGACAUUAAAGUCAUCAAACUGCAUGGCUGGGAGAAAAUCUUCAUGGAGAAAGUGCUUGGUAUCCGGAAUGAAGAACUCCAAGCCCUAAAAAGAUCUCAGAUUCUCUUCUCAGCAUCUUUAGUCUCUUUCCAUUCAUCAACUUUCCUGAUUGCAUUUGUCAUGUUUGCUGUCUACACCCUGGUGGAUGACACUCACAUCCUGGAUGCUCAGAAGGCCUUUGUAUCUUUCACACUGAUCAACAUUCUCAACACUGCACACUCCUUCCUGCCCUUCUCCAUAAAUGCUGCUGUCCAGGCCAAAGUUUCUUUAAACCGCUUAGCAGCUUUUCUGAGCCUGGAAGAACUGACUCCUGAGACCUCAAGCAGAGACUCUUCUGACUGUGUACAGGCAAGUAUCACCAUAAGAACUGGGACUUUUCGCUGGAGCAAAGAAACUCCUCCUUGUCUCAGAAGGAUUGAUCUUACUGUGCCCCAAGGCUCUUUGCUUGCUGUAGUUGGCCAGGUAGGUGCUGGAAAGUCCUCCUUGCUGUCAGCAUUACUUGGGGAACUGGAGAAGACAGAUGGCUGUGUGACCAUGAAGGGCACUGCAGCUUAUGUCCCUCAGCAAGCUUGGAUACAAAAUGCUUCAGUGGAAGAUAAUAUUCUCUUUGGGAAAGAGAUGGAUGAAACAUGGUUCAAUAGAGUGACAGAUGCUUGUGCACUGCAACCUGAUUUGGAGAGCUUCCCUGCAGGGCAAAAGAGUGAAAUAGGAGAGAAGGGAAUAAACAUAUCUGGAGGGCAGAAGCAAAGAGUCAGCCUUGCUCGUGCUGUGUACCAGAAGGCCUCCAUUUACCUGUUGGAUGAUCCCCUCUCAGCUGUUGAUGCCCAUGUUGCUCAGCACAUAUUUGAACAUGUUCUUGGACCCAAUGGCUUGCUGAAGGACAAGACUCGUGUGCUGGUGACUCACAGGACCAACAUUUUGCCUCAAGUGGACAACAUUGUUUUUCUGGUGGAUGGAAUGAUCUCAGAAAUUGGUUCCUACCAAGAACUUCUACAGAGAAAUGGAGCCUUUGCAGAUUUUCUUCAUUCACACAUUACUGCAGAGGAGAAGGCAGGUGCCAGUACUGUUCCAGCUCUAGAAAACACCAAAGGCAUCCUCACCUCUAGAAAUGGUCCCUCACAGGAGAAGCUCUUAAGUGACAGUUCAGUCAAAUCUUCUGCUAUGGAAAAGGAGAACAUUCCACUAAGUCAAGACUCUACUACUGCUGCAGCCACCAAAGGAAGAUUAACCAAGGGAGAGAAAACUCACUAUGGCAGGGUUAACACUUCAAUUUAUGCAGCCUACCUGAAGUCACUGGGCUUACCACUGUGUGUGUACAUCAUUCUGAUGUUCACCUGUCAGCAAGCUGUAUCAUUUUCUCGUGGUUACUGGCUCAGCAUGUGGACAGAUGAUCCUGUUCACAAUGGGACACAACAUCAUACAGAGCUGAGAGUUGGAGUCUUUGGUGCACUAGGAGUCAUUCAAGCCCUGGGCAGAUUUGCCUCCACAGCAGCAGUCCUCCUAGGUGGUGUGAUAGCAUCACACAAGCUGUUUCUGCAGUUACUGAAGGAUGUUGUCAGAUCCCCUACAGUCUUCUUUGAGCAAACUCCCAUUGGAAACUUGCUGAACCGUUUCUCCAAAGAAAUAGAUGCUGUUGAUUCUGUCAUCCCUGACAAGCUGAAGUCCUUGCUGGGAUUCUUUUUCAACUUGCUGGAGAUCUACAUUGUGAUUAUAGUGGCUACGCCAAGGGCAGCAAUAGCCAUAGUGCCUUUGACUCUUCUUUAUGCUGCAUUCCAGCACUUCUAUGUCACCACCUCCUGCCAGCUGAGACGCAUGGAGACAGCUUGCAGGUCACCCAUCUAUUCCCACAUUUCAGAAACUUUCCAAGGGAGCAGUGUGAUCCGUGCUUACAAGGAGCAGGAGAGGUUUACUUUGAAGAGCAAUUUUCUAGUGGAUGAGAAUCAGCGAAUAUGCUUCCCUGGAGCAGUUGCUGACAGGUGGCUUGCUACAAACCUGGAGUUUCUGGGCAAUGGCCUUGUGUUGUUUGCAGCACUGUUUGCAACAAUGAGCAGAACACAUCUUAGUCCAGGAACUGCUGGCUUCUCAAUUUCAUAUGCUCUUCAGGUAACUGGUGUUCUCAACUGGUUGGUCCGCUCCUGGACAGAAAUAGAGAACAACAUUGUUUCUGUGGAGAGAGUGAGAGAAUACUUGCAGACUCCUAAGGAGGCACCCUGGAGACUGAAUGGCAAACCUCAGGGUCAAGUUUGGCUCACUGAAGGAAGAGUGGAGUUCAGAAACUACAGUUUGAGGUACAGGCCAGGCCUGGAGUUAGCCCUGAGGCACCUCAGCUUCACCAUCCACGGGCAGGAGAAGAUUGGGAUAACUGGAAGAACAGGUGCUGGGAAAUCUACUCUUGCUGUGGGUUUGCUGCGAUUAGUGGAAGCUGCAGAAGGAGCAAUCUUAAUUGAUGGACAAGAUAUUGCUCAGCUAGGUCUCCAUGACCUUAGAACCAAGAUAACUGUCAUUCCCCAGGAUCCAGUUUUGUUUUCUGGCUCUCUACGAAUGAAUCUGGACCCAUUAAACCAAUACACUGAUGCAGACAUAUGGACAGCUUUGGAACUGACUCAGCUCAAGAGCUUUGUUGCAGAUUUGCCAGAUCAGUUGGAAUAUAAGUGCACUGACCAAGGGGAAAACCUAAGCACUGGUCAGAAACAGCUGCUUUGCCUGGCCAGAGCACUUCUUCGGAAAGCCAAAAUCCUGAUUCUAGAUGAGGCCACAGCAGCAGUAGAUUUAGAAACUGAUCUUCAGAUUCAGUCCACCCUGAGGACUCAGUUCAAAGACAGCACUGUGUUAACAAUAGCUCACCGGAUAAACACCAUCAUGGACUGUGACAGGAUUUUAGUCUUGGAAAAUGGUCGGAUAGCUGAAUUUGAUACUCCGGAACACUUAGUGGCUCAGAAGGGAUUGUUCUACAGACUGGUGGAAGAAUCAGGCCUGGCAUAAUUUGCUCAUGGAGUGUACCAUAAUGUCACCACUGUCAGGAAUAAUUGAUCUCGUAAUUGAGUUGUUGUCUUGGUUUUACUCUAAAAUGCCUGACACUCAACCAAUUCCUGUUUGAGCUAUAACAGCAGUGAGGAGGUGAAAAGGGAUUACUUAGGAUCUAGAAAACUUGGCAAUUCCAUUUUCAUUAUGUUUCCAGAUACUGAAACCUCACUCUUCUGUUGAAAAGGAGCAACUUGUAACUUAGUGCCUUGUUGCUUUUAAGACAAAAAAAGCAAACAAGCCAAAAGAAAAAGUUAUGCUUUAAAUGGAGCCCAAAUAUACUACCACACUUAAAGAUUAUCCAGAUUAUUUUUAAAAGCCAACAAGAUCUUAUCACAGCAAGAAUUAAACUGGUAGCAAGCAAACUCAACUGUUGACAGCUUAAGGACUGCUCACCCGAGUGCUGUUCAGAUGUGGACUCCAAGGAGCAUCUGGAUCUGGUUACCCAAAGUGCACAAACACUGGGCAGGCAGGAAAAAAGAAGAGGGAUGUCACUAGGCACAAGAGCAUUCGUCUGCCUCUUGUCAGAUAGGGAUCAGAUGCACUCAUCUCUUCCCAUGUCAGCUUUGCAAGGGCCCCAAAUCAAUGGUGCUAUGCAGCAGAGCAUUGUUCCUUCUGCUUGAAGCAGCCCUGCUGCCAGAUGCUGGUUGGUCACAGCAGAGCACAUCCAAGCACUGACACCAACAUUUCCAAAUUGAAUUUGGAGACAAGGAAUUUGCAUGGUGGAAAGUGUCCUCCUCUGAUCCCUGCAGUACAGUAGCCUGGCAGAUGGAGAAAGCAGCAGGGACUCAUCUGUCAACUUGGUGGUUAAUUCCUGGACUUCUUCUUGAGUGUAAGUUUACCUUCUACAUGUGCCACCCUACCACCAUGGAGCCUCUGGCACGGUCACCUCUCAGAUGUUGUUUUAACAAACCAGAAUGGCAGCUGAAAGCAAAACCUUCCUGGGCUUCCCACAGCACCAAGGAGCUGUGGUCAGAACUGUCCUCAUGUCUCUCCUCAGGAAUCACAUUAAGACUGUGACAAAUCACACUGUGAGAUACUGCUGGUUACUGUGCCUUUGGUUAAAGCACUUCUAUUUCUAGAAAGCUGAAAUAAAAAUAAAA